AUGUCUUCGACGAGGAGACACUCGGUGUUCAGACCAUGUAUCGACUUGCAUAAUGGGCUCGUAAAGCAAAUUGUCGGUGGAACGCUCUCUGAUGUAACGCCAUCCGAGCUCAAGACAAAUUUCGUGUCGAGUAAGACUGCUGGGGAGUUUGCGAGACUGUAUAAGGAGCAUAAUCUUCGUGGAGGGCAUGUCAUCAAGCUCGGGCCCGGAAAUGAUGCUGCUGCCGAAGAGGCACUUACGGAGUGGAACAAUGGACUUCAUAUCGGAGGAGGCAUCACGCAGGACAACUGUCAGCAAUGGAUAGAUGCUGGAGCAGAAAAGGUCAUCGUCACCUCGUAUCUAUUUCCCUCUGGCCAAUUCUCCCUCGAAAGACUGCAAGGGAUAUCCGCGGCAGUAGGCAAGGAAAGGUUGGUCGUGGAUGUCAGCUGCCGCCGAAGGAACGACAAAUGGAUUAUCGCGAUGAACAAGUGGCAAGAUAUGACUGACAUGGAGAAUCUCUUGACCUACUCGCCGAAUACUGCAGAUAUCAGCGACCUUGACCUCGUCGACCGUCUGUCUCAAGGCAGGGUUGACCUCACGUUUGGAAGUGCGCUCGACAUAUUCGGAGGAUCGCUCGUACGCUUUGAUGACCUCGUCGAGUAUAAUCGAAAGUACCAAAGUCUGUAA
This is a messenger RNA of Serendipita indica DSM 11827, 666 nucleotides long. Lineage: Eukaryota; Fungi; Basidiomycota; Agaricomycetes; Sebacinales; Serendipitaceae. The record is from the annotation of a GenBank genome assembly.